Arabidopsis arenosa is the source of this 1717-nucleotide messenger RNA. NCBI's taxonomy places the organism in Eukaryota, Viridiplantae, Streptophyta, Magnoliopsida, Brassicales, Brassicaceae. The record is from the annotation of a GenBank genome assembly.
AAUCUGUAUAAUUCAUAAGCCUUUUGUUCAUAGAUUACUUAUCCUCUUAAAUGGCUGCUUUAUUUCUUCAGAUACCGGGGCGGAAGUCUUGUCCCGAUAUGUCUAUCAGGAGGCCUCAAAUCCCUCGGCUUCUUCUCCAAAACGUCUCUUGCAUGAGAAACGCGCAGCAGAUUCUAAGACACGUGAAUGUAUCUCUUCAUGACGGUGGUGCACUUGUCUUAACUGGAACAAACGGAUCCGGUAAAUCAACAUUCUUGAGAAUGUUAGCUGGAUUCUCAAAACCCUCUGCAGGAGAAAUCCUUUGGAACGGUCACGACAUCACACAAUCAGGUAUCUUCCAACAGUACAAACUCCAACUAAACUGGAUCUCUUUAAAAGACGCCAUCAAAGAGAGAUUCACAGUACUCGACAAUGUCCAAUGGUUUGAGCUUCUUGAGAAUAAAAUCGGCAAAGCUCAACCCGCAUUGGAGCUAAUGGGUUUAGGGAGACUGGUGAAAGAGAAAUCGAGAAUGUUGUCCAUGGGUCAGAGGAAAAGAUUGCAACUUGCAAGGCUCCUCGCUAUCGACCGACCGAUUUGGCUUUUGGACGAACCAUCCGUUGCUUUGGAUGAUGAAGGAGUUAGAUUGCUCGAGUAUAUUAUCGCAGAGCAUAGGAAAAAAGGAGGGAUUGUGAUUGUCGCGACUCAUCUUCCUAUUGAGAUUGAAGAUGCUAUGAUCUUGAGGCUUCCUCCUAGAUUUCCAAGGAAAAUGACUUUGAUUGAUAUGCUUGAUCGUGCAGACAUUUCUUAUAAUGUCUGUGUAUUACCACUUUUGGUGAAGCUAUUGGCUGUGGCAGUGAUAAUAUUUGGGGUGUGGAUGAGUACACACAAUGAUGGUUGCAGAAGGUCACUUACAUUUCCAGUCAUAGCUCUUGGUGGUUUCAUCUUCUUGAUAUCCAUAAUCGGGUUUCUUGGGGCGUGCAAGAGAAGUGUGGCGCUUCUUUGGAUUUAUCUUGCCGUGCUCCUGAUCGUUUUGAUCGCGAUUCUUGUCUUUACCGUACUAGCGUUCAUUGUAACAAACAAUGGUUCUGGCCAUACUAACCCUGGUCUGAGGUACAAAGAGUAUAAGCUGAAUGAUUACAGCUCAUGGUUUCUAAAACAGCUUAACAACACCAGUAACUGGAUAAGACUAAAGAGUUGUCUUGUUAAAUCCGAGCAAUGUAGGAAGCUUUCCAAAAAAUACAAGACUAUCAAACAAUUAAAAUCCGCAGAAUUAACACCGAUAGAAGCUGGAUGUUGUCGACCACCCUCUGAGUGUGGUUAUCCUGCUGUGAAUGCUUCUUACUAUGAUUUGAGCUUUCAUUCGAUAAGUUCUAACAAAGAUUGUAAGCUCUACAAGAAUUUGAGGACCAUCAAGUGCUACAAUUGUGAUUCUUGCAAAGCUGGAGUAGCUCAGUACAUGAAAACCGAGUGGCGACUUGUUGCGAUCUUCAAUGUGGUUCUGUUUGUUGUCUUGUCGAUGGUUUACUUUGUUGGAUGCUGCGCCAGAAGAAAUGCCGCUAGUUACCGAUCCAAAGCUUAGAAAUCGAAGCCCGGUUAAAAGAUUCUUCAAGUUUCAGAGAUAUCCCACGCUGCGUUGGUGAAUGCUUCCAAGAGAGACACAAGAGCAACAACUUCUCUUCAUUCUUUUUAUUGUGUAAUCAGUGUGUUUUUGAAACAGAAGAAAUUCAAACAGGAAAA